AUGGUCACGAAGGUCAUCUCGAAACCGAACAUUAAGGCGGAUACGUGGACGGAUACGAAAACAGACAUGGAGAUGAACAUGACGAAGCAAGGCUCAAUGGAUAUGUUUCUUAAGAGGAGAAAUAAGAAUACUAAUGAUGAGCGUCAAAUAAAUUCAAAUCCUUCAAAAUCUGACAAUGAAGACACAAAUGAAAGUGAAGCAGCUUUAUCAUCAAAAAAAAUCAAUACUUGUGCUUUGCGAGCUUCAUAUAAGGUAGCACUUCGUAUUGCUAAGGCUAAAAAACCGUAUACAAUCGGUGGGACACUCAUGGCAGGAAGUAUUAAGGAUGUGUGUUUGGAAAUGUUGGGUGAGCCGGCGGCAAAGAAAGUGGCUCAAGUGCCACUCUCAGAUCACACUAUACAUCGACGUAUUGAAGAUCUGGCUCAUGAUAUGGAAGAUCAGUUAAUAGAACAGAUUAAAAAAUCUAAGUAUUUUGAGUUGCAGUUGGACGAAUCUACGGAUGUUGCCAAUUUGGCAAUUCUUAUGGUGUAUGUGCGAUUUCAAUAUAAAGACGACUUAAAAGAAGAUUUCUUUUCUAGUUCCCUACCAACAAACGAGAGUACAUCGUUGACAAAUGUGUCCACAGAACUGAAUAGUGUUCUCAGCGAAGUUGUUAAAAUUGUUAACCAUGUGAAGGCGAACGCUUUAAAUUCAAGACUGUUUGCUGCACUGUGUGAUGGUAUGGGGGCUGAACACAAACAGCUCCUAUUGCAUACCGAUGUGCGUUGGUUGUCAAGAGGCAAAGUAUUGUCAAGAGUUUUUGAGUUGCGAAGUGAGCUCACCAAGUUUCUUCAUGACAAAAAAACAGAUUGGUCAGCACUAUUUAAAAAUAUAGAUUGGAUAGCCAGGUUAGCUUAUUUGGCAGAUAUCUUCGCCAACUUGAAUGAGCUCAACACCACCAUGCAAGGAAGGAUGGCUUCGUGCUUUACAAUGGCAGACAAAAUCGAUGGGCAGAAACGAAAGCUGGAAGUGUGGAGAAGAUGAGUAUCAGCGGAUUGCUUUGAUAUGUUUCAAAAUUUGGCAAUAACCAUCGCCGAUACAGGCGAAAAACUUGAUGUUCCAUCCCUUCGAAGGGUCAUUAGUGAACAUUUGACAAAUUCAGUCGACCGUUUUGAGCACUACUUUCCGGCAGAAGAUGAUCCACGAAUAGGUACAGGAUGGAUACGAAAUCCAUUUAUUGCUUCGAAGGCUGAUCUGGCCGUCAAUUUGGAAGAUAAAUUGUUGGAAUUAGCUGCUGACGAAGGAUUGAAGAUGGUUUUCGAAACUAUGACAUCACUUGCGUCAUUUUGGAUUCAUGUCAAAGCAGAAUACCCGGAACUUGCUGAAAUUGCUCUGAAAGCUCUACUCCCAUUUCCUUCAUCUUACCUUUGUGAGACUGGGUUUUCAACCAUGAGUAUUAUUAAGACAAAGUACAGGAACAGUUUAAAUAUUAGUUCUCCAUUGCGUGUCGCACUGUCCACAAUUGAGCCACGACUUGAUAAGCUUGUAAAUAAUAAACAGGCUCACCUCUCGCAUUAGUAAACAUCGACUUUCGUAACUUUACAAGGAAUGACACCUUCCAAUAGCAUUAAUAUAAUUUUAAUAAAACUUGACGUGCUUAUAAUAUGUCUUAUUAUUAUAACUUUACAGUUAUUACAUUUGUGAUGUUUUAUAUUACUGUUUAAUGAGGCUAUAUACAACUUGUAUAAUAAAAACAACUUAAAUUUGUUAAACAUUCAUAAAAAAUCGCUAAUAUCUGCUAUCAUUAAAUGGUAAUAGGUCAUAUAUAGACACCCGGCUAAUAAAGAAAUUCAUUUAAACAAAUUUUAAUACAUAUAUGAGAUGAUCGUAAACGAAAAAUAAU
This is a messenger RNA of Rhagoletis pomonella (apple maggot), 1882 nucleotides long. Its product is annotated as SCAN domain-containing protein 3-like. The record is from RefSeq and is a predicted model, not a curated record. Lineage: Eukaryota; Metazoa; Arthropoda; Insecta; Diptera; Tephritidae.